UAAAUCAUUCUUCUCAUUUGCAUAAAAAAAAUAGCCGCAGAAUUUUUUUCUCUCUCUCUCUCUCUCUCUCUCUUUUUCUAAUUUUUUUUCUUAUUCAAGAUCGCGUCUAUUGAUCAAUAAUGGUUGAUACAACUAGCAGCUUCUUUCAUUUUAAUGAUACACCAACUUAUUCUUCAGAACUUCUUGACUUGCUCAUAAAAACUUUGAAACAAAACGCUAAUCAUUUAAAGACAGAAAUAAGCGUUCAACUUGGAGAAGGAUUUCAAAGUGUAACAAGACCAUGGGCUUUAGUUCUUGCCAAGGAACCAGAUGUAUUCCAAGAUACAGUUAAAAACAGAGUCAUGUCUAUCCAUACUCGUCGCAUCCCACCCGAGGAACGGUUUUGGCUGAACUCCAUCCAAGUUUGCCGAGUAGAAAAUAUACACCAAUUACGAGCUAUCAUAUGUGCCUUACAUAUGAAAGAGACAAAUCAAGAAGCACAUCAUAUCAUUCAAUGGAUUGAACGCGAAAAAGAUGGUCAGCCACCCAACAUGAUUGUUGUUGUUGACUUGUUGGACUAUCUUGUAAAUCGACAAGAUAAAUUAAAUGAUCCAUUACGUUAUUUGUACAUAGAGAAAAUGACUAACAUAUUUCUAUUGUGGAACCUAUUAUUAACAAGUGGCAAUGAACUCUGCCGUGCGUUGUCAGUACUUGUAGAAGUCUGUGUCUAUGAAACUAAAGUUGGUCGAAUGCAUUGGGAGAAGGCUUUGGGGUUUGAAAUAAACCAUUUUACCGAGUUAUUGAUCACAGACAAAGACUGUUUGCCUUCUCUCCAUCAGAUCACCAAAGAUUAUUCCCCAUUCGUAAAAGACGGUAUCCAAAAACUACAUCAAAUUUUAAACUACUACAUAGACAAAUUGUACAUUUAA
Messenger RNA from Gilbertella persicaria, 908 nucleotides. RefSeq lists its product as uncharacterized. The transcript has 4 exons. The record is from RefSeq and is a predicted model, not a curated record. The coding region runs from base 120 to 908 and encodes 262 amino acids. NCBI's taxonomy places the organism in Eukaryota, Fungi, Mucoromycota, Mucoromycetes, Mucorales, Choanephoraceae.